Messenger RNA from Centropristis striata (black sea bass), 4533 nucleotides. RefSeq names its product F-box and leucine-rich repeat protein 17 (gene fbxl17). The record is from RefSeq and is a predicted model, not a curated record. NCBI's taxonomy places the organism in Eukaryota, Metazoa, Chordata, Actinopteri, Perciformes, Serranidae. Gene Ontology annotation, biological process: SCF-dependent proteasomal ubiquitin-dependent protein catabolic process. Gene Ontology annotation, molecular function: protein binding. The coding region runs from base 180 to 2159 and encodes 659 amino acids. The transcript has 11 exons. Gene Ontology annotation, cellular component: SCF ubiquitin ligase complex.
CAGAGCUGCCACUGUUUGGAUAAACACUACGCUAGUUCAGUAGCAGCUUUUCUCGCCUCCGUGUCUCUCCUGCCGGGACUUGUCAGCACUCAUCUUGACCGUGCAGCAUAGCAGUAUUAUGCAAGCACCGUCCGGAGUGUGGGAGCGCCGUGUGAAGUGAGUUUCCUUGAAUCAUCUAUAUGGGCCAUCUUCUCUCGAAAAAUGGUUACCGCCUGAAGAAGAGGACACGCAAGUUACAUCACAGGAAGAAGAAGAAGAGGAACUGUUUCCUGCAGCUGCCUUGCAUGCUCUGCUUCAUUGUCCACAGCAACAGCAGCGGUCUUGACGACGACAGCGACCAUUUGGAGGCCGGCGUCAACGGCAGUGUGUGCCGUCACAACAGCAUCACGGGAAUCAGCGUGCCUGGUGUGGGUGGAGUUGGCAUUGGAGCAGCAGCUGCCUCAAAGCUUGCCGAGCGAUACGCAACCCUCGCAUCUCCUGAGGACUGCUCCAAGUUCCUGUUAUCACCACGGGAGCUGGCUAUCUGGGAAGGUCAAGGAAGGAGCCUUCUUUCAGCCGUUCCUGCCAAACUGAUUCCACCUCCGGCACUGUUCCGAACCGCUGGGGUCUCUGUGACCGUGCCCAUACCUGUUCCUGUGCCUGGCUGCACCAGCGACUACACUGAGAUGGUGUGUAAGAGGAAGUGCUCAGAGGUGCAGAGGUGCACCCCCUGCAAGCAGCCGCGCUGCGCCUUCGCUGCCCCUGAAGGAGGGCUGGAGAACGGGGGAGUGGGAGGAGGCGGGGGAGAGGCUGCCUCGAAUUCUGAAACCGGCCACUGCCACCUUCCCCUUUGUCCACUUCCCUCCUCCUCCGCUUCUUCUUCCUCUGCCUCCUCCUCUUCCUCCUCACCUGCCGAUGGCUGCUGUGGGUUGGGUCUUCAUGCCGAUUUGCCACACAGUUCAGACUCGUCCCCCUGCUGCCUGCAUCAAUAUGAUGACUGCCAGGCGAGAAGUUCUGACGCUGCUGAUCACUCAAGUAUCAACCACCUGCCUUCCUCCAUCCUUCUUAAGGUGCUCUCCCACCUGACAGUGAAGGAGCGCUGUCUGUGUGCCUCUCUGGUGUGUAAGUACUGGAGGGACCUCUGCUUGGACUUCCAGUUCUGGAAACAAAUUGACCUCAGUGGCCUACAACAAGUAAACGAUGAUCUCCUGGUGAAAAUAGCCUCUCGGAGGCAGAAUGUGACAGAGAUUAACAUCUCGGAUUGCAGAGGGGUCCAUGACCAUGGUGUGUCCUCCCUGGCCUCACAUUGUCCAGGCCUGCAGAAGUACACAGCGUACCGCUGCAAGCAGCUGGGUGACAUGUCCUUGUCGGCCUUGGCCACACACUGCCCUCUGCUGGUGAAGGUGCAUGUGGGCAACCAGGACAAAUUGACGGAUGAAGCACUAAAAAAGCUGGGAGAGCACUGCAGUGAGCUGAAGGACAUCCACUUGGGUCAGUGCUACAGUAUCACAGAUGAAGGCAUGGUGGCCUUGGCUAGAGGAUGUCCUAAACUGCAGAGACUCUACUUGCAAGAGAACAAACUGGUCACUGAUCGAUCUGUGCGAGCCGUUGCAGAGCAUUGUCCUGAGCUGCAGUUUGUUGGCUUCAUGGGAUGCCCAGUGACCUCUCAGGGAGUCAUCCACCUGACUGCGCUACGAAACCUGAGUGUCCUGGACCUGCGGCACAUCUCGGAGCUUAACAAUGAGACGGUAAUGGAGGUCGUGAGGAAAUGUCGCAACCUCAGUUCCCUCAACCUCUGUCUCAACUGGAGCAUCAACGACAGGUGUGUGGAAAUCAUCGCCAAGGAGGGGAGAAGUCUGAAGGAGCUCUAUCUUGUGUCUUGUAAAAUCACAGACCACGCUCUGAUAGCCAUUGGCCAGUACAGCAGCACCAUAGAGACAGUGGAUGCCGGCUGGUGUAAGGACAUCACAGACCAGGGAGCCACUCAGAUCGCUCAGAGCAGCAAGUCCCUCCGCUACCUGGGCCUCAUGAGAUGUGACAAGGUGAACGAGGAGACGGUGGAGAGGCUGGUGGUCCAGUACCCUCACAUUGUUUUCAGCACGGUGAUGCAAGAUUGCAAGAGAACCCUGGAGAGAGCUUAUCAAAUGGGCUGGAGCCCCAAUACAUCGAACACUUCGUAGCUACUGUACCGUUGGGUCACACACACACACACAUACACACAUACACCUACACAUACAGACACACAUAGCUACAGAGAGGCCCUUUUUGUGUACAGACACACAUACACAAUAUCUGCAGCUGAGUCAUGUUUGGCUCUCAUCCACAGUUCAAACAUGCAUGUAAACAUGUAGCUACACACUCACAAAGGUCCAGUCCAUCAAGAGUUUCAUUUGAAGCAAAUCUCCCAUUUUAAUCAUUUAAGUGAAAUAUUGACCUCCUGGUAUUUUAAAGUUAAGUAAGAUGUCAUAUUUCUACCAAUAAUAGGUUAUAAUUAACAGCUUGACUGAAUCGUCUUCAUCAUCAGUGUCAAUAAGACAAAUCACAUCCAACAAUAUAGCGUACUUUCUUUGACCAGAACCUUGGGUGACUGGUUUGUUUUGGUGCAGAACAGUGCACCAACAAGUAUUAUUUAAGUGACAGUUACUCAGCUGAUAGAGUAUUAAGCCUCGUACCUUAAAGCCAUCUGUAUCACCUUGGAUGGAGCAGAGGUAAAGACGCACGAGGAGAAGGAGGCAGGGCGGUCUGGUCUUGAAGACUUGAAAAAGAUUCAAAGUAACUUUCAGGGAUGGUCGGACAAAAAAGGUUUGUCGCCCCGGCGUUCCAGAGAACUGCGCCCAUGUCUGACCUUGGCUGUGUUUACAUCAUUCAAACUGAACUCAACUGCUGCAGCGAGAUUGCACAAGACACAGCAAAGACUUGGAGGUCCGGAGACGCCAUCCCACAACUUCAGACCGGAGGACAACUGAGCUGCCAGGGCUUCAACCUCACUUGAGGCAUUUUGAGAAAACUGUGAUGUUUAUUUUGUCCAAUUAGAAGUUUUUUUUUUCUUUUUGUGGAUGUCCAGUACAGUGUUAAAGGCAUUUGUGGACUCAUACUUGCUGAGAUGUUUGAUGAGGCUCCAUUUGAAGGACAGAGCUCUUUGCUGUGACUUAAUAUGCACAUUGUCAUGGUACAGAAGAAAGAUUGAAACCCCUGGCAAAUUCAUGGAAACGAAAACAGCAUUGAUUAUUUCUCAACACCUGCAUGUUUACAUUGAGAUCCUCAUCUUAUUUUUUUCAGCGGCAGAGAUAGUAUCUACAGAUGAUCUGAUGCUGAAAGGAGCAUCUGUAUGACUUGGGAACAAUGCUGUUUUUGAUGCCAUGCUAUAGAUUUAGGGUGGACUGAGCUUCACCUUGAGAACAGGAUGAAAUCAAACAGUGCUUGAAAUAGAAGUUGCCUUUACUUAAAAACCCUGGGUCAUGUUAUCAGAAUAUUAACCACAACCACCGUGAUGACAGGUAAGAGGAAACGUUGCCUUAAGUGGUUAGUAGGUAAUUGCCAUCCAAUUAGCGACCUAGAAUCGACCCAGAAUUUACUGAACAAAUGUUUAUCUGAGUUUAUAUGAUACCAUAUUCCCAUUUAUUGAUCUGAUAUAUACAUAUAAAUAAAUACUGUGUGGGAUUUACUUAGCCUAAUAUUGGUUUUGAGCAUAUACUUGUAACAUUAGCUAUGUAGCAAUGAAAUGAGGGAUUUAUCUUUCUUAGUGGUGUAGGAUGUAAAGAAGAAACUGGCCUGCGCCUAUAACCAGGGCCAGUGGAAGUUGUUAGGAGAGAGUUGAUCGUUUUUCAUCUAUUCUAUAGAAACUCAGUAGUGUACAGUUGAAAAUGCAAAUAACCAGGGUAUUUUUCUAUGGUGUGAACCAGCUCUGGGCUCAGCCUCCACACACUGUCACUCAGACAUGAACAAUAGCUUACUGAGCUUAGGGUUUGAGCAGAACUGUAAACUUUCUACAGCAUAUAGAGAUUUCAGACAAUUAAAAACACCUUCAUUUUACCCUUGUCAGGAUUUGUAGACUUUAACCGACGGAGAGUUUCUCCCUCUGCCUGUUUUUGUUCUGUUUCUGUUCUUUUGUAAUCCCCAUAUGCACUUUCUUCUCUGCUAGAUGUUGACACACUUGAUUCCUGAUUUGUUAAGGCAACCGUAAAUGACUGGAUUUACAUAAAGAUGAAUAAAACACUACUUCAAGCUUUUUUUCUCUUUUCCUUUUGUAUGGGUGGAAUUGAAGCAGGAGAAGAAUAUUCAAAAUGACAGAGGAAUACUUUUCCGCUCAUUUUACAUAAUCUCUGGACUGUUCGAACAUUUUUUUUUCUUGCAUGUUUUCCAGACUUUUUAUUAAAUCAAUUGAAUUUCAGCACAAAGACCACAGUGGCUAUAAUAGUCGACUUGGUGAAAUCUAAAUUCAACACAGAUUGCAUCUGUUUGCUCAGGUAAAAUGCAAAUGAGGAUACCAGCAUGUUUUCCAUCACAACCAAAGGCCUUGGAAUGCGCAAGUAUGACAUACCCAAGUCUCUGUAU